AUGAAGAUGUGGCCUUGGAUGCGGGACCUGCCGACACGAGCUUGGGCCGGCAACGGCUGGCUACUCGUGGAGGACGGCAUGAUGAAGCUCUCGCCGACCGGAGGGGGCUCCGCCAUGCAGGGUCUCGAGAUCUUCGAGUCCGUGGGCUCCGUCCCGGAACCCGACGAGGCGAAGUCCCCGGAGCCACCCAGCGGGGCCGAGCCGAGAGCCGAGCAAGGCCAGGUCGUCACGAAGAAGUUCCGCGGCCUGGAGCGCCAGAGCGGUAUCCCGGGAAUCACUUGGGAAGGAGUCAUGCCCGGCUGGCGCGUCAAUUGGCAAGUCUCAGGCAAGCGGACGAGGAACAAUUUCUCCAUCACCCAGCACAUGAAGCUCGGCCUCGCAGAGGCCGAGGCCGUGGAGGCGGCGCUCCAGGAGGCCAAGGCUUUCCAUGAGGAGCUCGUGCGCCAAGGCAAGCUGAAGCCGCCGAAGCCCGUCACGGAGAAGGCCUCCGGCUCCAAGGUGAGGGGAAUUAAGUAUGACAAGAAGAACGGAACCUUUCGGGUUCAAAUGACUGACCCCUCCACCAAGCAAUCUGUUCAUGGUGGCAUGUUCAAGGUGAGGGAGGAGGCCGAGGCCCGGGCCCGGGAGUUGGCCAAGGAGUUGGGGCUGGAAUCCGAGGGCGGAGUGGUGCCGGUGAAGCCGCUCUCGGAGAUCCCACACUUCGAGCCGCUGGGGCCACAGAAGGGCAUCAAGUGGGUUCCUGGCGAGCAGGCGUGGCAUGCGCGAUACCAAGGCAAGCACAUGAGGUUCCGCCCGAAGGACUUCUCGGCGAAGGAGGUGGAGAAGUCCUGGAAGCAGGCGGUGGCCUGGCGCAAGCUGCAGGAGAAGGAGAGGGAGCGGGCUGAGCAGCCGCAGAAGUGA
Symbiodinium sp. CCMP2456 is the source of this 900-nucleotide messenger RNA. The record is from the annotation of a GenBank genome assembly. NCBI's taxonomy places the organism in Eukaryota, Dinophyceae, Suessiales, Symbiodiniaceae.